UCACGCCGUCGGGUACAAGUCAUUUGAUACUUCCUCUUUUCGUAAAUGUCUUUCUUCUUGUUUCAAAUUUGUUUGUGACCUUUAUUGUCUUAAUUAUCUUCAGAGGUUGGCAAAGAUUGGCAAAGCUGCAUUCUUAUUUUUUUUUCAUAAUAAUUGCAUGCAAGGCAUUGUUACGUUAACUAAAUAAAUGUUCACAUUCACGUUUCGGUAAGAAUAAAAAAUGUGUUUUUCUACGUGAUUCCUUUUCUAAUCAGACAGUAGUAACCAGUUUAGUAUUACCAAGGAAAAAUCGUUUAUGAAAUCAGUUAAUUCUUGAAUUAACCACUACUAUACUCCGUUAUCUUUAUUGGUGUUUCCUUGCAACCCUGAGCACCUUCCCAGUGAGUAUUAGAUCCGAACUUAUCCAGUUGUACCCUUUGUAUGUCAAAUCAUACACAAUCGCUGACCGACUUAUAAACUCAAGUUAAAUGAACGGGGAGACAGUUUGUAAGAGAUCCCAGCAGACGCUGAACGAGUAUUAAGAUUUUGAGAAAAUUAAUUUAACUUAAAUUAUAUUAAACGUAGAUAAAGUGCAUUAAUAUCAACACUCAGAGCGCCGUAGCAUUUUGUAUCGACGCAAAUUGUGAUCAGUUAACUAUUGCUCUAGUUAUUUUGGCAGGCGUUAACAUUUUAAUUAUGGCUGUAUCACGGAUGUGUAAUAUUGUUCUAAGUGUGAUAUUGCCUAUGAUGUUUUCUAACACAUGCAACGCUAUUAAAUGUUUUGACUGCAAUAGCGCGAACAACUCGGCCUGCCUCGCGAUGCACAUCCCUAAGAUGCACGCCAUUAUCCCGGUGGUGGACUGUUCGGAGAAGUUGUCCAACACCAUUCCUAACCAAGAGUUCUUCUGCAGAAAGAUCACACAGACGAUCUUACACACAGACCAAACGCCUGAGGUGCGUGUGACGCGCGGCUGCGGUUGGGUAAAACACAAACGAGAAUGUUACAAAGCCGACAACAUGGACCAUCUCGAAACUGUCUGCCAAUGCUUCGGAGACAUGUGCAACGCGGCAACAACCUUCGAAAACGUCAAAAUGACAGUUCUAACAACCGUUGCCGCGCUUUUUGCCGCGUUCAAAACAUGGCGGGGACGCGCGUAAUGUCAAAUUACUCAAAAUGGCGAAUGUUAUUUUAAGAAAAUUAUAACUUAUUUAGAUCCUUUAGUCAUGUUUGUGAAUUAAUAUUUUGUCUGGACUUCUAUAUUCUGAUUGAUAUAGACUGUAUGUGUAAAUGUAACAGCCAUUAAACAAUUACGUAUUUAUGGAUCUGUGAUCAAUCAUGUUUAAUAAUUUCCUUGGUUGGAAAGCCAAAGGUUAUCUUUCUCAAUUACCUCAGAUACUUACGAUAUAUUUUGUAAAUAUAAUUAUGUACUAAAUUAUAAAUGUAUACGAGGAAAUAUGUUUGUUUGCUUUUGCGGUGUGAAUAAAUCUAAAAGAACUGAAAUCCUUUUCUUUGAAGAACCAUAA
Messenger RNA from Trichoplusia ni (cabbage looper), 1503 nucleotides. RefSeq lists its product as uncharacterized. Gene Ontology annotation, biological process: sleep; positive regulation of voltage-gated potassium channel activity; regulation of synaptic transmission, cholinergic. The record is from RefSeq and is a predicted model, not a curated record. Bases 676 to 1137 code for a protein of 153 amino acids. The transcript has 3 exons. NCBI's taxonomy places the organism in Eukaryota, Metazoa, Arthropoda, Insecta, Lepidoptera, Noctuidae.